AUGAAUCCCAAAACUGAAACGUUUCAGAAAAUUAUUUUGAAUAGCAAUUUGAUUCUUAAGAUCUUCUCAUACCUUGAGAUCCAUGAGUUGAUACCUCUGGAGAGAGUCUGCAAACAGUUUCAAAAGUGUGUCAACUAUUGUUGUGAACAGCAGAAGACCUUAUCGUUCAAUAGUUUCAUUACAUUUGACCAGAACUUGCCUAACAAUGAUGUGAUUCCCUUCUUAUAUGCGUUUCCAAUCAAAUAUCUUGCGAUCCAUUCAAACCGAAAUCCUUGUCUCAUCGGUAGUAAAGAGCGGAUCCUAUGGUUGGCACAGAAGUUACCAAAUAUUGAGUUCUUGUCGAUCAGUCACUUUGAAACCAAUUUCAAAACUCUUUAUGAAAUUCUCAAAGCUUUUGAAUCAAUUGAAUUUCUAUCCAUUUGUGGUAUCAAACACUUCAACGAUCAAGAGAUGAGACAAUUGGGACAACUCUUAUCGGGAAGAAUAAUCAAACUUCUUGUAGACUGUCAUUACGAGCACAUAUCCAAUGAGAUUGAAUUGAUUCCAGAGAUGACAAGACUUAUUAAAUUGAAUAUAUUUCUUAAUGAAAGACAACAAAUCUCAGUACAGUUCCAGACCAGCGAUCAGCACACGGCCCGACACCGGUCGUCGCCGUCGAUGGCCACUCAACUCAAGUUUAUCACACUUAACGCGUGUCCGCCGGUGUUGUCCGCCAAUCAUAAGGCCGGUGAUCAGCGCGAAGAACAGAAGGAGAUCCGCGAAAUGACGUCCAGAAGGAGAGACACGUAUCAAUUGAAUGUAAAUUAUUUGAGACAAUGUUUUGGUAAUAAGUCCAACGAAGAGUUGAUGUUAUAUCUGGUUAAUGGCAAACACUGGGAUGAAUUGGAUCUUAAGCUUAGGUUUUAUAUAGUAUCACAAUUAGAGCAAUACGUGUGUCAAUCACACUUCAAAUCCUAUCAAAUACUGCCAUUUGGUUCAUCCAUUGCCGGUUUGGGAACUCCGAACAGUGACUUGGAUUUGGUAUUAGUUCCCAAAGUGUCCGGCGGACAGAUGUCUAGAGAGGAGGACCGCGUGAAGCUGAAGACACAUCUGAACCUAAUAGCGGAUCUCUUGCAAUACUCGAUACCAUUUUAUUCCCAUUUCUCGCGUAUAUUGAGAGCCAGAAUACCGAUCGUUAAGUUUGGCUUUGAUUUGGCGCCGAUAGACAUCGACCUCUCCAUCGAAUUAUCCGCACAUUCUGUCCACUCCGGGGUCUAUAUGUCGGCGUUUCUUAACUAUUGUGUUGGUCUUAAUCCCUGUGUCAGAGAUUUGAUCCUUUUGUUAAGACAAUGGGCUAAACAACACAAACUAUUAAAGCCGAAGAACUGGUCCACUCAUAUGGUGUACAAUGGAUUUACAUCGUUUCAAUUGACAGCAUUGGUGUUGUAUUUUCUGCAAAAGCAAAAGAUAGUACCACCGAUGAGACAAUUUCUCACCCCUUCAUCGCAAGCGUUCAUUCCCUGCGCUACGCAAACGUCUACUCUGGAUCUGUUGGCGCAGUUCUUCGAGUUGGUGCUCACUUUAAAGUUUGAUUGGGAGGCCAUAUCCAUACUAAACGGCACCACGUAUACAACGCCCGACCCAUCGCUGCCCAUAUGGAUGGAGAAUCCGUUUGAGACCGAACUCAAUAUGUGUCGCAAUAUACAGGCCGUGAAGUUUGACAAGUUUUUAGAGACUAUUCAACAGUCGUUGGGAAUCAUGAAACACAAAGACUAUGCGUUGAUUGACAUCUUCGACAAAGACAUGAUAAUGAAUUCACUCAACAACGGAUACAAACCCUCGAGGAUUGAUGUCGAGGGACUCUUUGACUGA
Medioppia subpectinata is the source of this 1851-nucleotide messenger RNA. The record is from the annotation of a GenBank genome assembly. NCBI's taxonomy places the organism in Eukaryota, Metazoa, Arthropoda, Arachnida, Sarcoptiformes, Oppiidae.